Setaria italica (foxtail millet) is the source of this 2820-nucleotide messenger RNA. RefSeq names its product E3 ubiquitin-protein ligase UPL5. Gene Ontology annotation, molecular function: protein binding; ubiquitin-protein transferase activity. The record is from RefSeq and is a predicted model, not a curated record. Lineage: Eukaryota; Viridiplantae; Streptophyta; Magnoliopsida; Poales; Poaceae. The transcript has 3 exons. The coding region runs from base 127 to 2580 and encodes 817 amino acids. Gene Ontology annotation, biological process: protein polyubiquitination; positive regulation of protein catabolic process; proteasome-mediated ubiquitin-dependent protein catabolic process.
CCCCAAAUUGGUCUUUCGGGGGAAAAAAAACCCCAAAAAACUAGGCCCCCAGUCCCGUGCUCUUCGAUCGGACUUUCCCCUACUCACCAAAACCCCCAAAACAGCCCCAAGUGAACACGCAACCGCAUGGCUACGCCCGGCGCCGCCGCGUCGGAGCCCGAUCACGGCGCCCCGCCCACCGCCGCCGUCCAGCUCCUGCUUCGCAACAUCGACUCCCGGACCACCGUGAUCCGGGCGCGGCGGGAGGACACCGUGGGCUCGGUCCUCGACCGCCUCGGCAACGGCGUCCCCCCGCGCGGGGGCGAGCUGCGGGCCGUCCACGCCGGCCGGGAGCUCCCGCGCGGGGCGACGGUCGGGGAGCUCGGCCUCCCCUGGGACGCCACGAUCCACGUCUCCUACCGGCUCCUCUCCACCCCGCACGCCGACGCGUGGCGCCUCGCGUCCGAGAUCACCGCCGCGGCCAGGGUCGCCGCCACCGCGACGGGCGGCCAGCAGCAGCCGCACGAGGCCGCGCCCCUCGAGAAGCUCGUCAGGAGGUUCCUCGAUUCGGCCGGCGCCGCCCAACAGAGGAGAUCGCACAGCGCCCUGGGGCCCGUCGCCGACCACCUGGACAUCUUCCUCCGCAGCGGCGCCCCCGGCGUGCUCGUCCAGCUCUACCACUCCAACGACGAGCACCGCCGCGCCGUAGCCGAGCGCGCCAUCCGGUGCUUCCUGUGCCCCGACGCCCCGUCGGGGAAGGGCAUUGUCAGGGCGUGGACGGCGCCGGUGCUCUUGGAGUUCUGCGGGUCCAUCGCCACCGGUGCGCGCACGGGCGACUCGCUCUACACUGCCUUGCGAAGCAUGCUCGCGACGGUGCUCUCCGACCCCGAGUGGACGCCGGAGCGCUGGCACGGCGUGUCGUGGCGGCGGGUGGCCGAGCAGUCGACCCGGCUUGCUGGGGAGAUGGCGAAAGGUAUUAUCCAAGAGAUCGCCACGGCGUACAGGAGCUGCUGGAGCCGCCCAGCGGCAGCUACGAGAAACUUGGUCGAGUUCAAGGCAUUCUGGUCCGUGCUGCGUCGCCAGGUGCUUGAGCUGGACGACGACCGCAUUCAGCCUUGGAGAAAGCUUCUGAGCCAGAUACUGGAAUACCUGCUGAGGAGCGUUAAAGACUGCAUGGCCAGGUUCGAGAUGAGCUUGCCGCCGGCGCCGCCGCCGGGGCACAGGCAUACCUCGUCGUCGAGCGCGCUGCCCAAGUGGACGGCCUCGCUGCACAGCGUUUGGGCCGUCCUAGCCGAGCUGGACGACUGGCCGGAUCUCCACCACGCUAUGCGAGCCACGCUGGCGGCGCACGCGAGAGCAGUCACCGCGCUCGUGCUGAGCGCCGGGAGCGAGUUCAUUGAGAACAUCCGCUGGAUCACCAGGCACAGAGACCUCCUCGAGUUCGACGCACGGAGGCACCUGGCCAUGGCAAUGCUGCCGGAACUCGUCAGGGGUACCGACGCGCGGCCGCCCUACGAACUGCUUGUCGAUCGGGCGCGGCUGCUGCCGGACUCGUUCGGGUACAUUGUUCAUGCGACGCCCCAGGAGCUAGGCGCUGCCAUGUCUGUGGCGUUCAAGCACGAGCAAGCCACCGGUCCCGGCGUGCUAAGGGAGUGGUUCUGCUUGGUGUGUCAGGCGCUGUUCAACCCACGCGUUGUUCUCUUCUCAGCGUGUCCACAUGACAGGAGAAGGUUUUUCAUCAAUCCAACAUCUGUUGUGGAUCCACUGCACCUGGAGUACUUUGAAUUUGCAGGGCGGAUGAUUGCAUUGGCCUUGAGGCACAAAAUACAUGUGGGAGUAUACUUUGACCGGACAUUGUUCUUGCAAUUAGCUGGGAGACCUAUUACACUGGAGGAUAUUGCGGACACAGAUCCAUCCCUGCAUGCAAGCUGCAAAAAGAUCCUAGAAAUGGAUCCGGGUCUUGUGGAUUCAAACACAUUGGAACUAACAUUUGUUCGAGAAGAUGAGGUGUUGGGGUCUAGGACAGUCACCGAGCUCUUCCCUGGAGGGAAAGAUAUUGCUGUUACUAGUGAGAAUAGAUGCAAGUACAUCGAUCUGCUGAUUCAAGAUAGGUUCGUGAACUGCACCAGACGUCAACUAGCUUAUUUUGCUGCAGGAUUUCGUACUAUGUUCGACAAAUGGAAACCCUGGACAGAGUUCUUUGCGAGUUUGGAUAAUGAAGAUUUUGAUCAGAUGUUGGGUGGUAGCAAGGGCACUAUAGAUGUGAACCAGUGGAGAGCUCAUACUGACUACCGUGGAUACAAAGAAAAAGAUCGCCAAAUCAAAUGGUUCUGGAAGGCCGUGGAAAACAUGACGGUCGAACAGCAGGGGAGGCUACUUUUCUUCUGGACCUCAGUGAAAUGUUUGCCGUCAGAUGGUUUCUGGGGACUGGGGUGCAGGCUGUUCAUAUACAGGGCCUCCAGCUCCCGCGACCAUCUCCCCACUUCGCAAACCUGCUUCUACCACCUCCAUCUGCCAGCUUACACUUCAUCCAGCAUGAUGCAAAGCCGGCUGCGUGUGAUCGUUCAGGAACAUGUGAGCAGCGGCUUUGGUGCGUCAUAGCUUCUGCUGCUUCCUGGUUCAAUGUAGUGUUGUACAUACAGAGGAUUGUCCUCCGCAGUCGUGCUCUAUCUUAUAUGCUAAUGUUUGAUAGUUGAUACUGUGACCGAGAGCAUAGUUGCAAUAUGUUCUUAGGCUGUUCUUCACUUUAGGAGACAAAGCUUAGUCCUAAGAAAUGUUCACCUUUUAACUGACAUCAGGAAAAUUUGUUAUGUGCGUAAGGGUAAGGCUUGCCAAUUUGCU